This is a messenger RNA of Paramacrobiotus metropolitanus, 1017 nucleotides long. Its product is annotated as alpha-2B adrenergic receptor-like. The transcript has 3 exons. The record is from RefSeq and is a predicted model, not a curated record. Gene Ontology annotation, biological process: G protein-coupled receptor signaling pathway. Bases 1 to 1017 code for a protein of 338 amino acids. NCBI's taxonomy places the organism in Eukaryota, Metazoa, Tardigrada, Eutardigrada, Parachela, Macrobiotidae. Gene Ontology annotation, molecular function: G protein-coupled receptor activity. Gene Ontology annotation, cellular component: membrane.
AUGGCGAGCGUGUCGAGCUUCGUCUGGACGUAUUACACGAUUGGAGGGUUGGUGGUCUGCCUCCUCGCCGUUAUUUUCAACACCGCAGUCCUGGCCAUCCUUUUGCAUAAACGUGAAUUGUUGCACAAUCCGUUCUACAUUUACAUUCUUAAUUUGCUGGCAACAAAUCUGGUGGUGUUGAUAAUUAAUGGUCCGUUGGCGCUGCUGGUCGGUGGCUAUCAAGUGUGGUGGUUCAGUAUGGACUUUUGCGAUGUGUACUUAUACUUUUCCUAUGUCUUGGGAUCGGUUUCGCUGCUGUGCCACCUUCUGAUUACGACCAAUCGGAUUUGGGCGGUUAUGUUUCCCAUCUCUUAUAAACGGCUGCACACCAGAAAAGUUGCCGCCCUUAUUUGCCUGUCAAUGUGGAUAGCCAUCCAUGUCCUUAUGCUGCCGGGAGUAAUUAUCAACAAGUUCAACGCUUUGCCAUUAGAAGAAUAUGGCUGUAUAAUCAACGUAAUCUCUUGUGACAAACUGAUUGCUUGGAAUGCUGUCUCGGAAAUGAUCUUAACGCUAUUGAAUCUGCUUAUUGUCACCGCGUAUCCCUUCAUUCUUGUCAAACACCAUCGACGCCAGCGCAUUCGUCCCGGUGCGUCACAGAUGCCGGCGAUUUCCGUUCCGCGCUGGUCGACGUUGUGGCAACGCUUCCGUCCAGCAGCAACCGGUGACGAAGCAUCGCAUAGCAGAGAAGAUGGUAGUUUAUCGCUCGGGCAAAGAGCAACGGGAAAGCAGCCGCGCCUCAGUCACAGGAAACGCCAGAACGCCAGUGCCUUCUGGGUGUUAACUCUAUCAACAGGCUCGGUGUUCUUUUUAUUGACGCCGUGCUUAGUAUAUACCUGCUUUAUUAGUCUUGGCGGGGCAUACGACGUGAAUAUUUUUAACAUUGUCACAAUGGUGUACACCGCGCAAGCGGCGGUGGAUCCGCUGCUUUUUGUUCUAGCGUUAACAGAGCUGCGCAGUUUCCGCAAAAAGCAGCCGUAA